CGUCGCUUGUGCUGCAACCCCACCAUCGCCUGGUGGCUGGAGAGGUGGUGCCGUGGUGUUGCUGGGGCCGCGUGCUCAACUCACCUCACGGUGUCGCGAGGCAGGUUCAGGUAGUUUGCAUUGCUUCUGCAUACUCCGGGGCUGUUUCAGCGCGUGGCGCGAACCCGCGCCAGCUCCGGCUGUGGGCCCAACACGGUGGUGUGCUACUGACCACAAGGAGCACGCGCCAGCCAUGAGGGUCGCGCUGGCGGUGCUGGCCGCCGCGCUGUUGGCCUCUGGCGCGGCGGGGCAGCUACCUGCUGGCACCACCCUCCCCGCCACGACCUACCCCGCAGACGUGGAUGCCCUGCACGCGCUGCGCGCCUCCCUGACAAACCUGCCGCGCGACUGGUCGGCCACAGAGGACCCGUGCGGGACCCCCGCCUGCGGCCCCAUGCUGUCCACGCGGUGCGCGUGGACGGGGCUGGCAUGCAACGCCAGCCGCGUGGUGGCCGUCUGGCUGCCCUGCCUGCGCGACUGGUGCUUCAGCGUGGGGGGCACCCUGGCGCCCGGCCUGGCGGGCGCCAGCGAGCUGGAGCUGGUGGAGUUCCAGGGCAACCAGAUCGGCGGCACGCUGCCGCCAGAGUGGGGUGCCCUGGAGCGCCUGGUGGUGCUGUCUGCCGGCUACAACCUGCUGACGGGCACGCUGCCGCCCUCCUACUCAAACCUGUCGGCGCUGGAGCAUGUGCGGCUGAGCGGCAACCAGCUCAGGGGAGGGCUGCCGCCCGACUGGGGCAGCCUGGGGCAGCUGCGCGAGCUGCUGGUGGGCGACAACGAGCUCGACGGCGGCUUCCCGGCAAACUGGGCGGGCAUGGCCAGCAUGCAGGUCCUGGUCUUUGAGAGCAAUCGCCUGUCGGGGCCCCUGCCGGCGGCCUGGGUGCGCAUGUACCAGCUGCAGGUACUGGAUGUGCGCGACAUGUGCGGUGUCUGCGGCGCUGUGCCCUUCAACCAAGUGGUGCGCCUGGGCAUGUCGGGCUCGUCCCUGGGCUGGCCCUGCGGCAGCGGCAACUGCAGCGGGCUGCCGCUGGGGUUCCUGGGCCAGGCUGUCAUCAUCUCAGCCAUUCUGCUGGUGCUGGUGACGCUCUGCUUGUGGCGCCGCAUCUGGCUGUUCCGCCGGCACGGCAGCGACGGGCAGCGCAGCGGGCUGGGCCUGGUGCGGG
Messenger RNA from Chlorella variabilis, 1199 nucleotides. RefSeq lists its product as hypothetical. The transcript has 5 exons. The annotation marks the transcript as partial. NCBI's taxonomy places the organism in Eukaryota, Viridiplantae, Chlorophyta, Trebouxiophyceae, Chlorellales, Chlorellaceae. Gene Ontology annotation, molecular function: protein binding. The record is from RefSeq and is a predicted model, not a curated record.